Caenorhabditis sp. 36 PRJEB53466 is the source of this 1402-nucleotide messenger RNA. NCBI's taxonomy places the organism in Eukaryota, Metazoa, Nematoda, Chromadorea, Rhabditida, Rhabditidae. The record is from the annotation of a GenBank genome assembly.
AUGGAGACGAACAUGGCGGAGACGGCGAAUAGGAUGUUCGUCCGCGGAUUGGAUGUCGUUUUGACGGGGAGAAAGAGCUACAGUCGGUACCAUGACACCGUCGAUACGAAUGUAAAAAGUGUGACAGAGUUGACAAACCAACCGGGUUCUUUCAGAGCUAUCUGUGCACCGAAGACAUUCACGAUGUGGUCAGUCUGGUGUACGAGGAGGCGUGGGGCAGUCGGGAGUACGCUUCGGUGCUCGCGUGCGGCAACUCCACUCUCCAGGUCAUCGAGGGCAACAAUCUCGCGUACGACCUCAAACUGAACAGCGUUCCGUUCACAGUCAGUCUGUUCAUGGGCGACGGAGGGCACACCCGCAUGAUGGUCCUUUACGGAACGAAGAGCGGGAAGCUGGGACUGGCGAGUCUCCCGCAAGGAUCCGGCAAGAUCGUCUGGGAAAUUGACACGACGAGCGGCGCGUGUGUGACCACGAUCGUCUGUUAUCAGGUGACCGGAGGACACUUUCCGGACAUCAUUAUCGGAAAAGAGGACGGAUUGAUCGAGAUAUACACGAUCGAUGAGACCGACGCUCCGACGCUCUUCGGAACCUUUGUGAGUUCUUUCCUUUUGAUCACACUGCUGAUGUGUUUUAGGCUUGCGAGGAGUCAAUCACGGGAAUCUCGUGUGGAAACGUUGCCUCGAAGACUGAAAUCGACAUAAUUGUGUGCACCUUCACAGGAUGGCUAUUUUCCCUCGCCAAAACAAGUCGACCGAUGAUCGAAAACCUUCCGGUUGCCGCCAAUUUCAGUGUGAAAAUGCAACAAUUGAGGUAAUUCGACACCUGACGGCUACUGAAGGCUAUGACGUUUUUGUAAUAAGAAAUGAGACCAAGAAAGUUCAGGUCCGAAGUGGAGGAAUUGCAAUCGAAAGUGAACGAGGAGAGACUUCGAUACGAAGAGAUUACGAAGAAGCAAGGCGGCGGCGCUGGAGCCACGUUCUUCCACAGUUUCCAGGUUCGUUCGGGGCUCAAGAGGCCAGUGUAAUCCCACUUGCUCAGGUCCACGAGAACUUCGAGUACAGUGCUGCUCUCGGAGCGUACAACUUGACGAUUGAGCUCGUGAUUCCGAUUGACUUCGUCGUCGUUCAAAGCCAACUUCCGAUCCGUCUGAUGGAAGUGGAGAAGAACGCGUCGGUGGUGAGCGAAGUCCGGCAGGACGCGCUCAAUCCGUGGCCGCUCCUCGCUUCAUACCGCUGUCAGGCCAACGUGUGCAGACUGGAGUUGAGAGUUCAGGCGAACGAAGGCGAUUCGGGAAUCGUCAAUCUCUAUGUGUGUCCCAAGAUUAUGCCGAAAUGUGCGCAGGUAAGAGAGAGAGAGAGAGAUCAACAGGUAUCAUAUCAUUCAUUUCAUUGGAUCGAAGUGA